AUGCUUCCCGUCUCUAAAGAUGUUUCAAUUCACUUCUUUAUUGCUUCUUUUCUUAUUCUUAUUAAGAGAGCUUCGUUCGUUUUUUUUUCUGCUAAUUAUCCCGUCGGUUUCAUUUUUUUUAUAUUCAAUUUUCUCUUCAUUCUUUACUUUCACUGUUCAUUUUCCUUUACUUUUAAUAAUACUUUGCCCUUCAUACCUCAUUCAGUACUAUUUUUUAAUCUUAUUUCAAUUUCCUUCCUUCCUUCCUUUCCUUCCUUUCCUUCUUUCCUUCCUACCUUCUCUUCCUUCCUUUCCUUCAUUUCCUUCCCUUCCUUCCUUCCUUCCUUCCUUCCUUCCUACCUUCUCUUCCUUCCUUCCUUUUCUUCCUUCCUUCCUACCUUCUCUUCCUUCCUUCCUUCCUUCCUUCCUUCCUUCCUUUUCUUUCCUUCUCUUCCUUCCUUCCUUUUCUUUCCUUCUUUCCUUCCUACCUUCUCUUCCUUCAUUCCUUCCUUCCUUCCUUCCUUCCUUCCUUCCUUCCUUCCUUCCUUCCUUCCUUUCCUUCAUUUCCUUCCUUCCUUCCUUCCUUCCUUCCUUCUUCAUUCCUUCCUUCCUUUCCUUCCUUCCCUACCUUCUCUUCCUUCCUUCCUUUCUUUCCUUCCCUUCCUUUCUUUUCUUCCUUCCUUCCUACCUUCUCUUCCUUCCUUCCUUUUCUUCCUUCCUACCUUCUCUUCCUUCCUUCCUUCCUUCCUUCCUUCCUCCUUCCUUCCUUCCCUUCCUUCCUUUUCCUUCCUUUCUUUACCUUCCUUUCUUCCUUCGUUCCUUCCUACCUUCUCUUCCUUCCUUCCUUUCUUUCCCUUCCUUCCUUCCUUUCUUUCCUUCCUACCUUCUCUUCCUUCCUUCCUUCAUUCCUUCCUUCCUUCCUUCCUUCCUUUUUUCCUUCCUUUUCUUCCUUCCUUCCUUCCUACCUUUCCUUCCUUCCUUCCUUCCUUCCUUCCUUCCUUCCUUUUCUUUCCUUCUUUCCUUCCUACCUUCUCUUCCUUCCUUCCUUCCUUUUCUCUGACUUCCUUCCUUUCUUUCCCUUCCUUCCUUUUUUCCUUCCUCCUACCUUUUCCUCCUUCCUUCCUACCUUCUCUUCCUUCCUUCUUUUUCCUUCCUUUCCUUCCUACCUUCUUCUUCCUUCCUUCCUUCCUUCCUUCCUUCCUUCCUUCCUUCCUUCUCUUCCCUUCCUUCCUUCCUUCCUUCCUUCCUUCCUUCCUUCUCUUUUUUCCUUCCUUUUCGUCCUUCCUUCCAAAAUUUUCCUGGAUUUCUUUCCCUCCGUUCUUUCUGAAAUAUUGUCGAAAUACUAUCACUUCAGAACAAAAGAUGUCAAUUCUUUGA
Molecule: messenger RNA, 1356 nt
Organism: Acanthosepion pharaonis
Lineage: Eukaryota; Metazoa; Mollusca; Cephalopoda; Sepiida; Sepiidae
Source: the annotation of a GenBank genome assembly